UUACAGAGCUCUAUAGCGCGCCUCUAUUUCUACACGAUCAGCAAAUACUCUCUGUAUAGGUAUGCGGUAUCAAGUGUUAGGGUUAUUUUUAUACUUCUGUCAGUUCUGCAGGUUUUCGCGAGGCAAGAAAUAUGUAUGACAGAGCAGAACCGAUACUGAAUAAUCUGAACCCGAAAGUCCUGCGCAUGGACGCGUUGUGGAUAGGAGUUUGAUCGCACGGGCAUCUCAGAGGCAUACUGCGUUUUCAGCGUCUAAAACGAUGGCCGGAUUGUUGUCCUGAUAGAAAUAGUGUCCUUCUGGAUGUGGCCUUCAAAUGUGUUUAUGAAAAGACACUCUGAGCCAAUGAAGAAUUUUCCACAAGAAAAGAACAAAAAAGGCGCCCUGACUUUGUCCAGUCGGAUUGGUUUUGAAUGCUAAGUGCGUUGUGAUUUUUGGCUCUCCUUCACGUGUGCAGUCCAUUGAUUGUAUUUCACCUCUCCUUUCUUCCAUUCACCCUGCUGCAAGGUCUGUCUCUCUGUUGUUCGGGAGGACACGGCAGGUCGGACAUGUCUGCCAAAGCCCCCAUAUACCUAAAGCGACGAAGCCGCAAAGGAAAGAAGGAAAAGUUGCGAGACCUUCUUUCGUCAGACAUGAUCAGCCCUCCGCUGGGAGACUUCAGACACACCAUCCACAUCGGCAGUGGCGGGGGCGCAGAUGAUCUUUUCGGUGACCUGUCGUUCCUACAAGGUAAAUUCCACCUGCUACCGGGCCAAGAAGGUCACCAGGGCUCAUGUCAACUAAGUCGCACAGCGAGCGUAAGCAGUCACCCGCCGGCCAGCGAGAGCUCACCUCUUUUGAAAAAUGCCUUGUCGCUUCCUAUCAUUGGGGGGGUGCAGGCGCUCACCCUUCCGGCCCCGACGGCCACAGCGACGGUGACCACUGCCGUCCCAACACCACUGUCAGCGACCCAAUCACCCCCAACAUCUCCGUCUCUCGCUCCGCCUCCCAAACCUCCCAGACUGCACCUGGAGGAGAGGAGCGUGUCACGGCACGCGUCACUGCCUGUGUCUCCGAAGCGCUCUCCACUUCAUUUGCACACAUGCAAACAAAGUCCUGAGGAGAAUGAGAAGUGUGUGAAGGAUGGAGAUGAGGAGGAAAAGCCGUAUCUGUCCAAUGCCGGCUCAAUGCUUUCCCUCCAUCUGGACUUGGGGCCAUCAAUCCUAGAGGAUGUGCUUCAAAUCAUGGACAACCAGAGAACAGGGACAUUCGGUGGGGGACUUACACCAAGUGGACGGCAAGAGAUAUAUACCUGAAAGUGAGCUAAUCACAACAUUUUUCUUCUGCCCUCUGAGAGAACUUAUUUACCUGCUGUACAGUUGCAUUUUCUUGGAAAUGUAGAAUUUUAUGCUCAUCGUACAUAUAAUCUUUGGAAAAGAUCUUUGGAAGCUCUAGGAAUGGGGCCAGUUCAAACUGAAUCUGUUCUGUCGUCUGAUUUUUUUCCGGGUUCAAAUGAAAUUCAUUUCUCUUCACUUUGGACUACAAGCAAUACACCAAUUCCGGCUACUCUUAGAUACAUUUUGAAGCAUCUGAAAGCAUUUAAGCAAGCACAUGUAAAACUACCUGCGUUGUGUAUGUACUACUACGGAGCAACACUACGGGAACAGAAAAACUGACAUUUUUCUCUUUCAAAGCAGCAAUGACAUCAUCUCCCCCUCUGUGUUGUUGCAAUUUGUGUAAUCGGGUAAAAAUGCGCAGCUCCUCCCUAAUGAUCUGGACACACACUCAUGCCAGGAGGCCUCUGCAUCUACACCCUGGGAUUGUAACUUUCUCUUUUUGUUGGGAGUAGUUUUCAUUGUUCCGAAACAGAAACCCAAAGGCACCGAAUAUGGAAUGUUUUCCUUUUAUAAAAUACCCUUUUUUUAAACUGUUUUUGGUUUUGUUGAGGUGUCUGCAAUCCCUCAGGCUUUGACAGAUGAUCACUUUCUUUUGGCAGCAGUGUUUUUUUCUUUCUCUGACUUGAGUGGUGGGGCCUUAAGGGUUUGUGUUAUCUUGGUAACCCUCGUGUAACUCAGCCCACGUGGGUUAAUAAUGCUCUGUGCUUCCUGUUCAGAGAUAAAGACCUAUUACUGUUAGUAUUGUUUUGUCAGAUUAUAAACUCAGAUAAACAACUUGUAACCUUUUUUAUUAACUUACCAUAAAAUGCAUCAAACCAUCAACAAGGAGAGCUUAAAAGAAAUAGCAGUAAUAGUCGUAUUGCAAUCAACUUUAUAUGAUGCUAACUUUGCACUGUAACAGCAAUAACAAAAUCUACUGCAUUGAUUUACAGUCAAUCAUCAGUUCUCAUAUUUAAAAAAAUAUGUUUUGUUCUUAAUAGUGAAUUGUCUAACAGUUUCAUCCUUACAUUGUGAAAUUAAUUCUAAAGCUGAAUCUAUAUCCAAAACCACAGUUCUGUUCACGUAAUUUCAUUUUUGAUAUACAUAUGAUCUAAAGGAUUAAAUGCACAGACAGAUUAAAUUAUAUGGUAUAUAUUUCCAUUUGCUAAGUACUUGUUUUUGUGAGAAUAAGAACUCAUUUCUUUAAGCUAAAUGUUACUGAACUGAAAUAAUACUGAACAGGGACCUAAAUCAUAAACAUAAAUAGAGUUUAGCACUAAUCAUAACAUAGAGUUUAUUUUACAUUUUCUUAGACUUAAUUAACCUAAAUGUUCUCAUAACCACUUUACUGCUAAAAUUAUUUGAAAGAGACAAUAAGCAAUGUUAAAUAUGAAAAUCUUGAUUUAAAAAAACAUGUAUAGCUCGCGUAAGUCAUUGUAUUACAUUAAGGGUGAUCAGGGUUAAUGAGGAUCUUAUGAUUUUGCAUCACUGAAGCACAAUUACGACAAAACAAACAAAAUAAUAAGAGUAAAUAAAAGUACAAUACCAUUUUACAGUAAACAACUGGGUAAAUAUAUAUGGGUACGUGUAAGUAUGAACAGGCAAAUGCAUUGCUAAAACAUGUUAAUAAGCAUCUCCAAAAUACUUUUCUGCUCCACCACGGCAAUACUGUGAUCAUUUAUCUUGUGUAAUAUUAAUGCUAGUUUGAGUUUGUGAAAAAUACAGACUUGGAUUAUUACUGUAUUUUAGAUUAAACUGAAAAUAUGAUGGCAUGACUUGUUUCUCAGACAUCAGAUUCCUGACAAAGACUUUUUAUCAUAAAAAUGCAUCAUGUUUUUAGACUGAAGGGGAAACAGCUGCAUCUCUGUGAGGAAUAUUAUAGCAUUGCUGCCUUGUCAAUGAAAGUGAAUCAUUGAUGCCUUUGACUCCACUUUAACGAUGUGUCAUGUGCCUCUGCAGCACUGAAAAAGGAGAUAUUUUUGCCAAUGUGUUGGUUUUUAAUGGCCUUUAUUUUUGUCGGAUUCUGUGCUAGACGUUAAGUGGAUAUUUACUGCUGCUGCUGCUGUACACGCUACAAUAGACUUGCAGAAAGAAACAUAAUAGUGAAUAAAUGCUGAUUUCUAAUCCAAA
Molecule: messenger RNA, 3482 nt
Organism: Puntigrus tetrazona (Sumatra barb)
Lineage: Eukaryota; Metazoa; Chordata; Actinopteri; Cypriniformes; Cyprinidae
Gene: cdc42ep2
Product: CDC42 effector protein (Rho GTPase binding) 2
Exons: 2
Coding region: 546-1292 (248 amino acids)
Source: RefSeq, a predicted model, not a curated record